Molecule: messenger RNA, 2544 nt
Organism: Aedes albopictus (Asian tiger mosquito)
Lineage: Eukaryota; Metazoa; Arthropoda; Insecta; Diptera; Culicidae
Exons: 2
Coding region: 1098-2186 (362 amino acids)
Source: RefSeq, a predicted model, not a curated record
GCUUCUUAGUGUGUCAGUCAAAUAUGGCAGAUUUGUAAUGAUCAACACAAAUAUAUGAUAGUGUGUGUGAAGAAGGAUUCCUCUGCAGAAAAUCUAAAAAUAAUACUAUUCAUACCUGGUAAUUCUUGAUGAGAAUCUAUCAUACCACAAAUCGAACACCAUAGCACUCAUUUCACCAAAAACUGCGGGAUGAAAUUGAAUAAACACAAUUUUUCUUUGCCUGCUGUGAUACUCGUCGAAUCCGUUUCAAAUACUUCUUCUUCUUGGCGUCAAAACACACUCCAGCGAACACAAUUUUGAUCACUAAAUUACCAAACUUAAAAGUAUCAUACAGCUCACAUAAAGUAUUACGACAAAUAAAACAUGCCAAAAAACUAUGUCAGCCACUUUUUUAUUCUAUUUAUCGAUAAUUAGCUCGGAAUUAUCAAACUAAACAUCACGCUCAAAUUCUAAGUUUCUUUUUUCGUUUUAUUUUCACCGUACACUGCAUGCAGUAAUGUGGGUAGAAAAUCAUUGAUCAUCAUAAACAGUGAUGUCAAAAACAUUUUGAUUCAAGCUUAUGAAUAUUUGAAAAAAAAAUCAAAUUAAUUCUAGUACAAACUGAAAUAUUCAAUGAAAAAAAUACUAUUCAUUUGUUUUAAUUUUAUAUUGAAAAUAAAAACAAUGUUUCCCUAGAAACGCAUUCGAAAUUCAGUAAUUGAUUUCGGUUGCGCAAAAAAAUACAUGUACAUAUUGGCAACACUAGCUACAACUGAGAAUGGUAAACAAAAACAAGACCGUCUGUGCAGCGCGUAAACAAAACAGUUACGAAAGAUGCCGCGAGUAUCCAAAAAACGGAAAGCAGCGAUUCUGCGCUGCAUCCAGCGGAAGAAAAGGACGAUGGAUGAAGAUCGGGACCAAAUUCGAGCUAGUGUGGGACCAGCCAACCCAGAUUUGAUGGAAAUUGGGCAGCCAGAUGGACCAAAUGAAGGUAGGUUUUCAAUUCCAUUCAAUGUUGUUGGAAACAUUUACGUUUCUUACACGCAAGAAUUGUAUUGUCAUCACGGUAUGAAACAACCUCGAUUUGUUUUUCAGAUCAUUACCUGGACUGCUUUGAAAUGCCAAGCCCUUGGCCAAGCCCAUGUUCGUCGCCGGAUUCCUAUUCAGAACCAGAUAUCAUUCUGCCCCCCUCACAGGACGGAAACGAAACUGCGUCUACUGAGCAAUUACAUGCAUACGCAAGUAGCCCGGCAGAUUUACGAUCGAUGGAUUAUGAUGAGAUGCCGUUACCUGAAAUGCCCUUCAUCGGUGUGUUAGAGACUGGUUGGUCGGAAAACAACGGCAUUGACUUUCCAGAAGUUUCGCCCACCACCUCUCCAUCACCGCAUCUUCAAGUCUUAACAUGUGCAGAAGCGCCGUGUCAAGGUUCUGACUGGUCGGUCAUUCGGCACACUGAGUUACCUCAGAAUGACCUCGAAGACAAUCUAUGGUCAGCGUGUAGCGUGGAUGCAAGUGUUUCAACGGGAUUAUGCUUUGAACCUUCGCUACUGUCACCAAUUCUUGCUACAACAUCCGAUAUCGAACCCCAAUCACCGUUAUCACCUUGUUCCAUCACGAGAGGCGAACGUGCAUCUACACCGCUGCCUUUGACCAACUCUUACGAUUAUCAGCACGGUUCUAGUAGUCAUUUGCAAAUCAAAGAUAAUUGUGCAAACCCGCUGGUUAAUUUGACGGCGACUACUUCGACGGGGACGCUGAUGAAUAGCAACGUGAUAGAGCAAAACACUAACUAUCCUAUUGACAACCGAAGUGAAGAAAAACUCGUUGGAACUAACACAUUUCAGUCUGGCCGAAUCACCUUAACAAGGACAAAAACCACUAUAAUCAGUAUCCCAGGGAAGCCUCCCGGAGUCGAAGGUCUUGACCAUUUAGAUUGCUAUUGCGAGGCCUGCAUCAAAUGUGCUACACAUAACCAGUCAUCGUUGAAAACUGUCAGGAGCAGCCCAAAACUUGAAAUUCAAAAUGACGAUACAACCAAAUCAAAAAUGCUGGAUAUAUACGCAACGUUGAACAAACUAGAUUUUCCGACAGGGGUUCACGAUAGCAGCCGAUCGUUCGUAGAAACUGCUACGAAAUCCCCUCGGAAAACAGCAGCAACUGCGAAAAGGUAUGUAUGUGUGGUUAUUUUUAAAGUUCUAUUAUGUUGAUGUUUGGCACAAGAACAGAUUAAAGUACAUACCACAUAGGCUACACGCAUUGGCUUUAAACAGUAUGGUGUGAUUAUGUUGGAAUGUGAUAAAUCGCUGCUCUCCUGUACUGUCCGGAUAUCUUGUGAAAACCAGUCUUGCAGAGUUGUCCGGCAUUCUCACAAAAUGCCCUGCCCAUCGUAUCUUUCCAUUUUCAUUGGUCACCUUCUGGAUGCUGGCGUUCGCGGUUCCUCCUGCCUUCGUUUUUAACGCAUUCACCAUUAGUCCCACCUUUGCUGCUGAACGUUUUAGGUGGGUUUCAAUUCUGCCACCAAUAAAAAUGUUCUAGCAAUAAUAUUCAUGUCAUCCGCAAAACAGA